CGCGCUGUUCAGAAUCGGGGUGCACUAUUUUUAUAGCGUGCACUCAUGUUCUUCUAAGGCCUCCACACUUGUCUGUGCUAAUUUAACAGCGCUUCGGUUGCUGAGCAAUCGUGCGUUACCGGUGGAGAUAACGUCGUGUUUGUCCUACAGUCUUUUUCCUGCACUGCUAUCUGGUCGCAGCAGUCCUCGCCGCUCCACUGACAGAAUACUCCGUAAAAGACCGAAUACUAAUGGAACACCCCGAUUUUCUCCGAGUUGUGGAACACAGUCAGAAUUUGGUCAACAAGAUACUGAAAGACAUACCCGACACGCACAAGUCCUGCGUCAAUCAUAAGAACCUGACUCUUCCCCCCUCCCCUGAGUCCAAUCUGGAAUACAUGGAGUCUUUACUGAGAAUCCCCCGUGCCCCUUUGCUGAAGGGUCUAUCUGCUGAGUUCACACUGGAAAUGUGCCUGAGCCGUAUUUCUGAAGGGCUACAGAUGUACCAGGACGUGUUAAGCACCCUCCACAAUCGAGUGUCCAACCCAGAAAAGAUGAAAGACAUGCAGGCUGACGUCAGAGACUUGCUGGCGCAGAUCACAAAGAUGCAGGAUCUGGGUCGGUUCCAGACCAGGAUGAAGUACGGCGGGUCUGGCCUGGCCUCUCGCCUCAGUGGGGGAUUUGAGGUGCAGGUGGCCGCCCAUCUCUCCCUCCUGCAGCUGCAGGACUUUUCCCAGCACAUCUUCCGCAGCCUACGCAACAUGACCGACACUGACCCAGAUCUGAACGAGUAGGCGUCGGGCUGCCUGUGCAGAGAUAAAUAGCCAUUUAGCAGACACUCUGUUCAAGAGCAAGUUUAAGUACCUUGCCGGUCGCCGGCUUCCCACCUGAGACUCAAAUUUGCGAUGUCUGAUUAAAGAAUAAUUUGCGAUGCCCCUACAGUUCCGUAACCAUUGUCCUAUACAAUACUGCCAAGUAUGGGGAAAACCAGUUGCCACUAGUGUGCUGUGUAUUACAUAUUAUUAUGCUGAAAGCUUGCUACUCUUGCUCGGAGUGAACUGUCCUUUAUACUUGAAAAAAAUGGCUUGAAUCACCUAGUUGCCAAACUGCUAAUCAGUUGAACCUGAGACCACUCAAAAUGCCAAUCAGCUUGUAAUCCCUACCCAUCAGCCGUCCUGUGGGUGAUUCGGUGAAGUUUUUGUUUAUAGCUUAUUUAUUAUUUGCCUGUAUGUUUAUAUGUAUUUAUGAUUGUAUUUAUUUAUUUAUUAUCUAUAUGUAUUUAUUUAUUUAAUAUGCUGCCAGUUAGUGUUAUUUAUGCUCACCUAUGCAAUUGUAUUUUAAUGAUUUUUCAGACUGUCAGUCUAAACAUUACAGCAGCUUAAUAUUGAAAUUAAUAUUCAAUUUAAAUACCGAUGAGCACUGUGCCAUGUAGGCUAUUUCCAUAUCUAUGGAAGACACAUACAGAAAACCAUUUACAGAAUAAAGUAUUCAGCAUAUGGGUUUUUAUGUUGUGUUGAAACAAUGGUGAAUGUGAAAGCACUGUUAGCAUUAAGUGUGUGACUUCACGCACCUUUAGACAUUCAACUCAGUAUGUUCCCUUUCUUGUACUGAGGAUACUAAUCGGAUUUUUGUGUAAUGCCCUGGGUUAACAUGUAUCUGGUACAGGUACUGCUCUGAUGUUUUUAUAAGUGUAUGUAAUGCCCAGUGGGUAAUGUUCAAAGCUGUCAGUAGUAUCUACUCCUUGCUUUUCUUCGGUUACUUAGCCCCGUGGGCUGAGAGAUGCCAGGUUAUUUUUCACAUUGUAUAUUUAAAUGGGUAAUUUAUUAAACAAAAACACAUCCUCUAUGAAAUGGUGAAAUUGCCAUGAUAUAUUUAUUUGGAUUAUAUUGAUAACUAUUUUAGCAAUUUUAUAUUUAGGAAAUAGGAAUUAAUACAUGGAUGCUGAUAAACGUGUUUUGUUAAGAUUGUUAUAUUUUAUCAAUAAAACUAUUAAUUGCA
Molecule: messenger RNA, 1977 nt
Organism: Conger conger (European conger)
Lineage: Eukaryota; Metazoa; Chordata; Actinopteri; Anguilliformes; Congridae
Gene: csf3a
Product: colony stimulating factor 3 (granulocyte) a
Exons: 4
Coding region: 231-773 (180 amino acids)
Biological process (GO): T-helper 17 cell lineage commitment; immune response
Cellular component (GO): extracellular region
Molecular function (GO): cytokine activity; interleukin-6 receptor binding
Source: RefSeq, a predicted model, not a curated record